GCUUAACUGUCUGCAAGGUUAAUUAUUUCUCACUGUAAAGCUGAACUGACAGGCACAGUUUAAAGGCUUCUGCGUGUGGCGAGGGCGCUCUCCUGUGUCUGAGCUCAUUUCCUCCUGGGCGUGCCGGACUCACGCCGACUGCUUUCACUUCCCUGUGCAGCUGCAGAUCUGGCAGAGGAUCUCAGAGGUGAGGAGGUGGCUGACGCAGAGAUGAGUGUCUACAGCAAUGCCUCCAACGAAGACCUGAGCGACGAGUUGGAGAGCUUGGGGUGGUACCACUAUGACCUGUCCCGGCACGCUGCAGAGGCUCUCCUCCUGUCCAAUGGGGUGGAUGGGAGUUACCUCCUGAGGAACAGUAACGACGGUCCUGGCUGCUUUGCUCUCUCUGUCAGAGCGAAGGAUUCAGUGAAGCAUUUUCAUGUGACACGCAGAGACAACAUCUAUAUAUUUGGGUUUAACGAGUUCCAAAGCCUUCAGGACUUCAUCAACCAUUUCGCCAACCAGCCUCUCCUGGGAAGUGAUGCAGGGACCCUCAUGGUGCUCAAGAGUCCGUAUCCGUGGCGUGUGGAGGAGCCGUCCAUCUACGAGUCAGUGCGAGUGCACACUGCUAUACAGACGGGUCGGACGAAAGAUGAUCUGGUGGCCAAAGCACCAUCGUUGGGCACCAAGGAAGGCUAUCUAGUGAAACAAGGAGCAUUUGUGAAGAACUGGAAGCAAAGGUGGUUCACACUCCACAGAUAUGAACUUAAGUACUUUAAAGACAAAAUGUGUGAGGAGCCCAUUCGGACGUUGGAUUUAACGUCCUGUUCUGCAGUCCAGUUCGACUAUUCUCAGGACAAAGUGAACUGCUUUUGUCUCGUGUUUCCCGAGCGAACAUUUUAUCUCUGUGCAAAGACGGGAAUUGAGGCAGAUGAAUGGAUCAAGAUCCUCCAGUGGAAACUGUCACAGAUAAGGAAAGGACGAUGAUAGUCAUCCAUGGGGACACCUGGAGACAGCGCCGUUUCAUGGAAGAUACCUAAAGGAAUGCUUCAGAUCUGGAAUAUGUUACACAGCAUAUGAUCAGUUUUCAGUAAACUGCCUUUAGGUCUUUGAACAAGGAUUUUGACAGUUCUCUAAAGUUGCUCGAAAACAGUGUAUGGAAAACAGCAGCACUCACGCGAAUGUGUUUUAUGUAAAUAAAUAAGUAAUUAACUUCUUUAGUUAUAAUGUGCAUUUUUAAUGCAAUCUUGGCUGUGAACUAAGACACGUCAGCACAGUUUAGAUGGACACAGCAGCACAGAAAGGGUUUGGCUGUAUUUGACACUUGUGACUGACUCGUAGCUCAUUUAAAACUCAACAUUUGAGUUAGAGUGUCCACCAGAAGAUAUGUGGUGAUAGUAGCAAGACUUUGCAAUCAGUAAGUCAGAAUUAUUCAUGGCUUUUUGUGUAAAUAUGAACCCCUUGUAUUUUUUACAUUUACCUCACUCAGGAGUAAAACCGCCUGAAAUUUGUCUCUAACUGAUAAAUAGAUCAGAUAAAAACUUGUGAAUUUAAUAAAUGGAUUAU
Fundulus heteroclitus (mummichog) is the source of this 1545-nucleotide messenger RNA. It is a transcript of the gene dapp1, whose product is annotated as dual adaptor of phosphotyrosine and 3-phosphoinositides. NCBI's taxonomy places the organism in Eukaryota, Metazoa, Chordata, Actinopteri, Cyprinodontiformes, Fundulidae. Bases 211 to 966 code for a protein of 251 amino acids. The record is from RefSeq and is a predicted model, not a curated record. The transcript has 9 exons.